AUGGACGGCGCAAUCUGGGCGUCCGCUUACGGAUGCCAGGGCAAGGCGGUUGCAUCAUCGGCGUUCGGUCGCCCCAGCGGUGAACUGCAGGCCCGGGCCGAUUCGCCCACCCCGGCCGGCAUCCGCCAACGCUCCGGCGCGGAGAUGAUAAUGGGCCAGGGCGCGGUUCCCAUCAUCGUGGGCGGCGAGGUUGUCGGCGCGUGCGGCGUCGGCGGUGGACCCAGCGAAGACGCCGAAGCGUGCGCCGCAGGCUGA
Molecule: messenger RNA, 255 nt
Organism: Geodia barretti
Lineage: Eukaryota; Metazoa; Porifera; Demospongiae; Tetractinellida; Geodiidae
Source: the annotation of a GenBank genome assembly